This is a messenger RNA of Chlorocebus sabaeus (green monkey), 1910 nucleotides long. NCBI's taxonomy places the organism in Eukaryota, Metazoa, Chordata, Mammalia, Primates, Cercopithecidae. The record is from RefSeq and is a predicted model, not a curated record.
CCGGUAUAAAGCAGCAGGCGCCUGUGCCCGCUCCACCUCUCAAGCAGCGCCUGCCUGAGACUGUUCUGCCCUCUCCCCACCCAGUCCACCACCACCAUGACACCAGGCACCCAGUCUCCUUUCUUCCUGCUCCUGAUCCUCACAGUGCUUACAGCUGCCACAGCCCCUGAACCCACAACAGUUGUUACAGGUUCUGGUCAUACAAACUCUACCCCAGGUGGAGAAAAGGAGACUUCGGCUACCCAAAGAAGUUCAAUGCCCAUCUCUACUAAGAAUGCUGUGAGUAUGACCAGCAGUGUACUCUCCAGCCACAGCCCCAUUUCAGGCUCCUCCACCACUCAGGGACAGGACGUCACCCCAGCCUUGGCCAUGGAACCAACCGCAAGUUCGGCUACCACCUUGGGACACGAUGUCACCUCGGCCCCGGACACCAGUGCAGCCCCGGGCUCCACCGCCCCCCCAGCCCACGAUGUCACCUCGGCCCCGGACACCAGUGCAGCCCCGGGCUCCACCGCCCCCCAGCCCCACGAUGUCACCUCGGCCCCGGACACCAGUGCAGCCCGGGCUCCACAGCCCCCAGCCCACGAUGUCACCUCGGCCCCGGACACCAGUGCAGCCCCGGGCUCCACAGCCCCCCCAGAUCACGAUGUCACCUCGGCCCCGGACACCAGUGCAGCCCCGGGCUCCACCGCCCCCCCAGCCCACGAUGUCACCUCGGCGUCAGACUCUGCAUCAGGCUCAGCUUCCACUCUGGUGCACAGCACCACCUCUGCCAGGGCUACCACCACCCCAGCCAGCAAGAGCACUCCAUUCUCAAUUCCCAGCCACCACUCUGAUACUCCUACCACCCUUGUCAGCCACAGCACCAAGACUGAUGCCAGUAGCACUCACCAUAGCACAGUACCUCCUCUCACCUCCUCCAAUCACAGCACUUCUCCCCAGUUGUCUAUUGGGGUCUCUUUCUUUUUCUUGUCUUUUCACAUUUCAAACCUUCAGUUUAAUUCCUCUCUGGAAGAUCCCAGCACCAACUACUACCAACAGCUGCAGAGAGACAUUUCUGAAUUGUUUUUGCAGAUUUAUAAACAAGGGGAUUUUCUGGGCCUCUCCAAUAUUAUGUUCAGGCCAGGAUCUGUGGUGGUACAAUCGACUCUCGUCUUCCGAGAAGGUACCACCAAUGUCCACGACGUGGAGACACAGUUCAAUCAACGUAAAACGGAAGCAGCCUCUCGAUAUAACCUGACGAUCUCAGACGUCAGCGUGCGUGAUGUGCCAUUUCCUUUCUCUGCCCAAUCCGGGGCUGGGGUGCCAGGCUGGGGCAUUGCGCUCCUGGUGCUGGUCUGUGUUCUGGUUGUGCUGGCCAUCGUCUAUUUCAUUGCCUUGGCUGUCUGUCAGUGCCGCCAAAAGAACUACAGGCAGCUGGACAUCUUUCCCGCCCGGGAUGCCUACCAUCCUAUGAGCGAGUACCCCACCUACCACACCCAUGGGCGCUAUGUGCCCCCUGGCGGUACCAAUCGUAGCCCCUAUGAGGAGGUUUCUGCAGGUAAUGGUGGCAGCAGCCUCUCUUACACAAACCCAGCAGUGGCAGCCACUUCUGCCAACUUGUAGGGGCACGUCGCCUACUGAGCUGAGUGGCCAGCCACUGCCAGUCCACCCCACUCAGGUUCUUCAGGGCCAGAGCCCCUGCACCCUGUUUUGGGCUGGUGAGCUGGGAGUUCAGGUGGGCUGCUCACAGCCUUCCUCAGAGGCCCCACCAAGUUCUCGGAACCUUCUCGGUCUGUGGAAGCUCAUGUGGGCCCUUGAGGGCUUAUGCCUGGGAAGUGUUGCAGUGGGGCUCCCAGGAGGACUGGCCCAGAGAGCCCGGAGAUAGCAGGGGACCUGAACAGGACUGAAUAAAACGUGGCCUCCCGCUG